AAUUGGAAUUACACUGCCGGGGCGGGGCAGUUUUAUCGGAGUUCUGUUCAUCCAUGGCGUUGGCUCCUUUCUCCACAUUUCGCUCUUUUGAAAACCCUACCCAUAAGUUGAUUUUCUCCAAAUCUUUCCGCCGAAAGCCAUUCAAUCUCAUCAAUUGCAGAUCUAGCUCAACAGAUGCAUCCGAACUCGAAGGCGCCGGACCAUCGGCGCCGACACGAGGCGAAGUCUUCCUGCGGCAACAAGAGUUUGCAGCUGCAGCUGCUGCUGUUAUAUCGGAAUCGAAGAAGAAGACGACGAAGAGGAAAGACAAGGCUGUGAAAGCGGCUCUGAUUACUGUUCCGAGCUGCUAUGGAUGCGGCGCGCCGUUGCAGACAUCCAAAGAGGAUGCUCCCGGGUACGUGGAGCUUGAGGCUUAUAAUCUGAAGAAGAAGCAUAGACAGCUGAGAAAGGUGUUGUGUGGGCGGUGCAAGCUUUUGUCCCAUGGUCAUAUGGUUACUGCUGUUGGCGGAAAUGGAGGAUAUUCCGGCGGGAAACAAUUUGUCACGGCUGAAGAGCUUCGGGAAAAGCUGUCACAUUUGCGUUAUGAGAAAGCUCUUAUAGUGAAAUUGGUGGAUAUAGUCGAUUUCAAUGGCAGUUUCCUGGCCAAGGUUCGUGAUCUUGCUGGCGCUAAUCCGAUUAUUCUAGUCAUUACUAAGGUUGAUCUUCUUCCUAAAGGGACUGAUUUUAAUUGUGUUGGUGACUGGGUUGUGGAGGCAACAAUGAAGAGGAAGCUAAAUGUGCUGAGUGUGCACUUGACGAGUUCUAAGUCUUUGGUGGGCAUUGCUGGAGUGAUCUCAGAAAUUCAGAAAGAAAAGAAGGGGAGGGAUGUAUACAUUUUGGGAUCAGCUAAUGUUGGAAAAUCUGCUUUCAUCAAUGCUCUCUUGAAAAUGUUAUCUUAUAAGGAUCCAGCGGCAGCUGCUGCCAGAAAAUACAAACCAAUUCAAUCUGCUGUUCCAGGAACGACUUUGGGUCCAAUCCCAAUUGAAGCUUUCCUAGGAGGAGGGAAACUAUACGACACACCUGGAGUUCAUCUGCACCAUAGGCAAGCUGCAGUAAUCCACUCAGAGGAUCUACCUGCCCUUGCGCCCCAAAGCCGACUUCGAGGUCAAUCUUUCCCAAACCCCCAUGUGAAUUUGGACAACUCAAUGGUCGAGCAAAUCAGGUCAGAUGGUAUGGUUGGUUUUUCAGUAUUUUGGGGAGGUCUUGUCCGAGUAGAUGUCAUCAGAGCUCUCCCAGAAACACGCCUGACCUUCUACGGACCUAAGGCACUUCAAUUACAUGUGGUACCAACUAGAGAGGCAGAUGAAUUUUACCGGAAAGAAGUUGGGAGCAUCUUGACGCCUCCAACUGGGAUACAGAAGUUGGACAGCUGGGCAGGUCUUGAAACAAAACGCGAGUUACAAAUAAAAUAUCAUGACCGGGAGAGGCCGUCUUGCGACGUGGCUAUAUCAGGGCUCGGGUGGAUAUGCAUCGAACCAUUUCCCGGAUCGGCCGAGGCCACUGCAGCAGCAGAAUCCGGCGGUGAGAUAAGUAUAACUGUUCAUGUUCCCAAGCCUGUGGAGAUAUUUGUUCGUCCUCCUUUACCAGUAGGUAGUGGCGGAGAGAAAUGGUACGAGUACAGGGAAUUGACAGAAACCGAGCAGGAAGUAAGGCCAAAGUGGUACUUCUAACUCAGAUAUGAGCUUGAGCUUGAUGAUGGAGGUAUGAAUGAGGAGGAGACUCUGAUCUGAGGUUGGGUGAGUUACGUGUGUUUCUUUUGAUUUGGUUUGGAAAGAAAAUGUAUUUUUUUCAAAAAAUACUGGGUCCAAAUGGUAAAACUUUGGAAAUUUUGGGCAAAAGAAACACAUUAUUAUUAUUA
This is a messenger RNA of Andrographis paniculata, 1897 nucleotides long. Its product is annotated as putative nitric oxide synthase. The record is from RefSeq and is a predicted model, not a curated record. Gene Ontology annotation, molecular function: GTPase activity; GTP binding. NCBI's taxonomy places the organism in Eukaryota, Viridiplantae, Streptophyta, Magnoliopsida, Lamiales, Acanthaceae. Bases 54 to 1709 code for a protein of 551 amino acids. The transcript is spliced from 12 exons.